Alternaria burnsii is the source of this 1416-nucleotide messenger RNA. RefSeq lists its product as uncharacterized. Gene Ontology annotation, cellular component: nucleus. Bases 1 to 1416 code for a protein of 471 amino acids. Gene Ontology annotation, biological process: vacuolar transport. The record is from RefSeq and is a predicted model, not a curated record. The transcript is spliced from 5 exons. NCBI's taxonomy places the organism in Eukaryota, Fungi, Ascomycota, Dothideomycetes, Pleosporales, Pleosporaceae.
AUGGGUAACUCGAGCAGCGCAAACAAAAUCUCUGCCCAGGAUAAGGCGAUCCUGGAUAUGAAGAACCAGCGCGAUAAGCUGCGACAGUACCAGAAGCGAAUCACUGUCCUCACCGACCGCGAGAAGGAGAUUGCGAAGGAAUGUUUAGCCAAGGGCGAUACAGGCAAGGCAAAGCUAGCGCUGAGGAGGAAGAAGUACCAGGAGGGUCUCUUAUCCAAGACCGAUGCCCAACUAGCGCAGCUGGAGAUGCUCACCAGCGACGUCGAGUUCGCCCUGGUGCAGAAGGAUGUCUUGUUCGGGCUGCAGCAGGGAACGGCAGUUCUCAAAGAGAUCCACAAGGAAAUGGGCGGCAUCGAGAACGUAGAGAAGCUGCUGGGGGAGAACGAGGAGGCUCGUGCUUAUCAGGAGGAAAUCAGCGAGCUCCUCGCGAACAAGAUGUCCAACCAAGACGAAGACGAAGUCGAAGACGAGCUCGAUGCUCUCGAAGCAGAAGUCAAUGGCACCGUUCCUGCGUUACCCGACGCGCCUGUCGCACAGCCACAGUUCACACCCGAAGAGAAGGCGCAAAUGGCCAAGGACAGAGCGGCGAGACGGGCGAAGGAAAGGGCUGCCGAGCAGGCAUCGCAGCCCAUCGUGGCGUUGGGGUGUUUUGCUGGCAUGCAUUCUCGCCUUGUCUUCAUCGAAGCUCCAAGCUACCCCGCCAUCCACCCCACCACUUGCAGCCCUACCGCGCAAACACACCCAACAUUGCCCACAAACAUGUCGCACUCACACUGCCACGACGAGCAUCACGACCACUCCCACGCUGACGGCCACGACCACAGCGACGACAUCACCCCAGCCCUCCAGAACAUCCUCUACGAACAACUCGACUUCCCCAAGCUCGUCACGCUCAACGAAGAUGAAUCCAACAGCGGUCGCGCAAUCUGCCAGAAGACAUGGGCCCAGCGCCUCGACCCCGAGCCCGAGCUCAAGAGCAGCGCCGAUGAACAGAUGCUCAUGACGGUACCUUUUACAGGCCAAGUGCGACUGCAUUCCAUCAUCCUACGAACGAGCCCUGGCCCCGACUGUCCCAAGACCCUCAAAGUCUUCGUCAACCAAGAUUCGCUCGAUUUUGAAACCGCGGCCGAGAAGGAGCCCACACAGGUACUGGACAUCAGUCAGACGAGCGAGGUGCAAGAGAUACCCGUCAAGAGGGCCAAAUUCGGCACAACACGCAGUCUGAGCUUAUUUUUCGAGGACAACUGGAGUAACGGCGAAGAGGAUGAGACGAGACUGAGCUAUCUGGCCUUCAAGGGCGACUUUAUGAAGCUGAACAAGGAGGCUGUGUCUGUCAUGUACGAGGCCGCUGCGAAUCCCAAUGAUCAUAAGAAUAUUGUGGGAAUCGGACAGGAUGUAGGACGGAGCAUACAGUAA